Nicrophorus vespilloides is the source of this 1937-nucleotide messenger RNA. RefSeq names its product ATP synthase subunit alpha, mitochondrial (gene blw). Gene Ontology annotation, biological process: proton motive force-driven ATP synthesis; proton transmembrane transport. Gene Ontology annotation, molecular function: proton-transporting ATP synthase activity, rotational mechanism; ADP binding; ATP binding. Bases 88 to 1743 code for a protein of 551 amino acids. The record is from RefSeq and is a predicted model, not a curated record. Lineage: Eukaryota; Metazoa; Arthropoda; Insecta; Coleoptera; Silphidae. The transcript has 4 exons.
GUGCGACUGCAAUUGCGCAGAGGCUUGUAGAUCGGACACUCAGUUCCAUUCCGAGUUCUCCAUCUUUCUGGCCAGAUAGUUUCCGAAAUGUCUCUCCUUUCAGCACGUUUGGCCGCCUCCGUGGCCAGAAAUUUGCCCAGCACUGCCUCCAAGGUUGUUGCUGCCGCCGCUCCAGCUGUCACUGCUGCAGUCCGCAAGAUCCAUGUCACCCCAAACAAACGCGGUGCUGAGAUCAGCACCAUCUUGGAGGAGCGCAUUUUGGGCGCCGCUCCAAAGGCUGACUUGGACGAAACCGGUCGUGUCUUGAGCAUUGGUGACGGUAUUGCUCGUGUAUAUGGAUUGAAGAACAUCCAAGCCGAUGAGAUGGUGGAAUUCUCCUCCGGUCUCAAGGGUAUGGCCCUUAACUUGGAAGCCGAUAACGUCGGUGUCGUCGUCUUCGGUAACGAUAAAUUGAUCAAGGAAGGAGACAUCGUCAAGCGUACCGGCGCCAUCGUCGAUGUGCCAGUUGGUGAUGAAAUUUUGGGCCGCGUAGUAGAUGCUUUGGGUAACGCCAUCGACGGUAAAGGACCAAUCAACACCAAGCAACGUUUCCGUGUCGGUAUCAAGGCCCCAGGUAUCAUUCCCCGUGUCUCUGUCAGGGAGCCCAUGCAGACCGGUAUUAAGGCCGUCGAUUCGUUGGUGCCAAUUGGCCGUGGUCAGCGUGAGUUGAUCAUUGGUGAUCGUCAAACCGGUAAGACCGCUUUGGCCAUCGACACCAUCAUCAACCAAAAGCGUUUCAACGACGCCGACGAUGAAAAGAAGAAGCUGUACUGCAUCUACGUCGCCAUCGGCCAGAAGAGAUCCACCGUCGCUCAAAUCUUGAAGCGUUUGACCGACUCCGGUGCCAUGAAAUACACCAUCAUCGUGUCUGCCACCGCCUCCGAUGCUGCCCCAUUGCAAUACUUGGCCCCAUACUCUGGCUGCGCCAUGGGCGAAUACUUCCGUGACAACGGCAAGCACGCUCUCAUCAUCUACGACGAUUUGUCCAAGCAAGCCGUCGCUUACCGUCAAAUGUCCUUGCUGUUGCGUCGUCCACCAGGUCGUGAAGCUUACCCCGGUGAUGUGUUCUACCUUCACUCCCGUCUUUUGGAGCGUGCCGCCAAGAUGUCUGACGCCCUUGGUGGUGGUUCCCUGACUGCCUUGCCAGUCAUUGAGACCCAAGCCGGUGAUGUAUCCGCUUACAUUCCCACCAACGUAAUUUCCAUUACCGAUGGACAAAUCUUCUUGGAAACCGAAUUGUUCUACAAGGGUAUCCGCCCAGCCAUCAACGUCGGUCUGUCCGUAUCCCGUGUCGGAUCCGCUGCCCAAACCAAGGCCAUGAAACAAGUCGCUGGUUCGAUGAAAUUGGAGUUGGCCCAAUACCGUGAAGUAGCCGCCUUCGCCCAAUUCGGUUCCGAUUUGGAUGCCGCCACUCAGCAACUCUUGAACCGUGGUGUUCGUCUUACUGAAUUGCUUAAGCAAGGCCAAUACGUCCCAAUGGCCAUCGAGGAGCAAGUCGCCAUCAUCUACUGCGGUGUCCGCGGUCACUUGGACAAGGUCGAUCCCAGCAAGAUCACUGAAUUCGAAAAGGAAUUCUCCAACCACAUCAAGACCAGCCACCAGACUUUGUUGAGCACCAUUGCCAAGGAAGGCCAAAUUUCAGAAACAUCUGAUGCCCAAUUGAAGAAGAUCGUGCAAGACUUCAUCGCCACUUUCUCCGCUUAAAUCUAAUUAAAAACUACAUUCUUUUUUUUAAGUGGAACGUAUUUUCAACCGACGUACGAAAUGUAACAUUUAGUGAAUUAAUGUUUUUUUCUUCUAAUUAAUGGCAUUUUGGCGUCGGUUGGAAAUCACUUAGGUGCCAGGAUAGUAAACAGUGGAGACAUUUCUAUAAGAACGAACAUUCGACAUUUAAUUUG